Camponotus floridanus (Florida carpenter ant) is the source of this 6476-nucleotide messenger RNA. RefSeq names its product potassium voltage-gated channel protein Shab (gene Shab). Gene Ontology annotation, biological process: protein homooligomerization; potassium ion transmembrane transport. Gene Ontology annotation, molecular function: protein binding; delayed rectifier potassium channel activity. The record is from RefSeq and is a predicted model, not a curated record. Lineage: Eukaryota; Metazoa; Arthropoda; Insecta; Hymenoptera; Formicidae. The transcript has 10 exons. The coding region runs from base 43 to 3801 and encodes 1252 amino acids. Gene Ontology annotation, cellular component: membrane; voltage-gated potassium channel complex.
CGCUGGUGACCGACUUGAAACCGCCGUCGCUCGGCGCGUCCGAUGCUGAACGAGAGACGGCUCGAGGACAACACACUGGCGGACGGGGAACGUAAUGGUAGCGCCGUGGUCACCGGCCCGGCGCUCUCAUCGUCGUCGCCGUCGUGUACGGUGCCCUACAUCAGCACCGACCAGGGCUACGUGUUCGAGGGUGGCGGCUCGACGACGUUGCAGCAGCCCGGUGCAGCCGGUCGCGGGAACACCGACUGCACCGGUGGCGGAGGAGGUCUCGGGUUCGGCGCGUCGACAGGAGUUAGAUCGGGGGGUGGGUUGAGUGGCGGGAUAGGAUACGGUGGAGUCGGUGCCGCGGGAAUCGCAGAAAUGGGAGGAGGAGGAGGAGGUGCAGGAGGAGGAGGGAGUGGUGGAGGAAGCACGAACAAGGAAGUCCGUUACGCUCCGUUUUCGUCGUCCGUAGGACCGAUCGGUUCCGUGGCGCCGAUAAAUCUGCCGUCUCUACCGCCACCGCCACCGCCGCCGCCGCCGCCGCCGCCACCGCCGCCGCCGCCCCUGCCGCUGCAGAUGCAGCAGCAACGUGCCUUCUCGAGGUCGAUGACGUCCCUGCCGCCGGAGCCGUUCAUGAUCAUGCGUUCGAAGGCGCUGAACCGGCGUGUCUCGAUCAACGUCGGCGGCGUGAAGCACGAGGUGCUCUGGCGCACCCUCGAGCGAUUGCCGCACACGCGUCUGGGCCGGCUACGGGACUGCAACACCCACGAGGCGAUCACUGAGCUAUGCGACGAUUACUCCCUGAUCGACAACGAGUACUUCUUUGAUCGGCAUCCCAAGUCUUUUAGCUCCAUUCUCAACUUUUAUCGCACCGGCAAGCUCCACCUGGUAGACGAGAUGUGCGUGUUGGCGUUCAGCGACGAUCUCGCGUACUGGGGCGUCGACGAGCUCUAUCUAGAGAGCUGUUGCCAGCACAAGUAUCAUCAACGUAAAGAGCACGUGCACGAGGAAAUGCGCAAAGAGGCGGAGUCGCUCCGGCAGCGCGAGGAGGAGGAAUUCGGCGAGGGAAAGUGUGCCCAAUAUCAGAAGUGGCUGUGGGAUCUUCUCGAGAAACCAACCACGUCCAUCGCGGCAAGGGUGAUAGCUGUGAUAUCAAUACUCUUUAUUGUGCUUUCGACGAUCGCAUUAACUCUCAACACCAUUCCUAGUAUGCAAGUGACUGACGAAAAGGGGAUCUUUCAAGAUAAUCCGCAGUUCGCUUACGUGGAGGCUGUGUGCAUCUCGUGGUUCACUCUUGAGUACUUGCUUAGGUUCAGUGCUUCACCGGACAAGUGGAAAUUCUUCAAGGGCGGUCUUAACGUGAUCGAUCUGCUGGCGAUACUGCCAUACUUCGUAUCUCUGUUCCUGGUCGAGACGAACAAGAACGCGAACGACCAGUUCCAGGACGUGCGCAGGGUAGUGCAAAUCUUUCGUAUAAUGCGGAUCCUGAGGAUUCUGAAGCUGGCCCGCCACUCGACCGGGUUACAGAGCCUUGGCUUUACCUUACGUAACUCGUACAAAGAGUUGGGCCUGCUGAUGCUCUUCCUGGCGAUGGGUGUCCUUAUAUUCUCGAGCCUCGCCUACUUCGCCGAGAAGGAGGAGCCCGGGACCAAAUUCAUAAGCAUUCCAGAAACCUUUUGGUGGGCAGGCAUCACAAUGACCACCGUCGGAUACGGCGACAUCUACCCCACGACCCCGCUCGGCAAGGUGAUCGGCAGUGUGUGUUGUAUAUGUGGUGUCCUGGUAAUCGCGUUGCCCAUUCCCAUUAUCGUCAACAACUUCGCCGAAUUCUACAAAAACCAGAUGAGACGAGAGAAGGCCAUCAAAAGGCGGGAGGCCCUUGAGAGGGCCAAGCGGGAGGGCAGCAUCGUGUCCUUCCAUCACAUCAACCUGAGAGACGCCUUCGCCAAGAGCAUGGACCUCAUCGACGUCAUCGUCGACACCGGUCAUAACAUGUCCGGGGUGGAUGGUAACAGUACAGAGGGGGAGUCCGCGUGUGGCCGCGGACCCGCUCAGACCGGGCCCGGUUGUUACCGCAAUUACGAACAUUACAGCCUGUCGCGACAUCGGCGCAGCGUGUCCAACGCCUGCUUCCCAAACUUGCCCAACGAUCUGCCCGCUACGCCCGACAGUCCGAAUCGUCGGCUGCUCGACUUCGCUCAGAGCGUAACAGGUGCCCAGAACGAUGAUUACUAUCAAGAUGAGGUACCGGCGCAGCACGCCAACCAAGGGAAUAUCACGUCUAGCGAUGAAGAGAAAAAAGACAGCAGAAAAUUCGAGAAAAUUGAUGAAUUACCUAGCGAAUUCGAGUGUUGCUUUUGUACUACGAAGGAGUACAAAGACUUCAGGGACGCGGAGGACAUAAUGCCCCUCGCUACCAGCGACUUUCGUAAUCCAGUGUGUCAGGAAAUGAGGUCCCUCAGGUUCAGCAUUGGCGGCGGCAGCAGUAGCGGGGGUGGCGGAACCGAAAGCGGUGGCGGCGGCGAACAAUUAGGUUCGUUGCUCGCGGAACCCAAGAUAUCGCCCGUUCAACCGUCGGAGAUGUUGAGCUUUACGAGGAUCUACAACGAGCAGGGAAGCUACGCGAAGACGUACAACGAGCAGGGGAGCGUCGACAGUUCCGACACGUACGCGAGCUGUCAGACGCAUCCGUCACAUUCGCAGGGCGAUCUAACCGAGGAAGCCGACAGCAAUCUUUAUGUGAAUCCUCUGGAGGUAACGGAAAAAUGUGGAACUGGUCGUGUGAAAAAAUCUAUUUCCGGCGAGGUCGGUCGAAACAUCACCGAUACGUCGCCUAGCAUCGAAUCCCUCAAGGAGAUACGGUCUUCUAACGAGGCCAGCAAGGUCAACCUGAACGAUAUAAUACCCAAGCACAGGAAGAUAAGGAUCCAACAGAGCGUAAAGCCACGAGCGCAAUUCGUUAGCGAUCAGGAAGGCGUGGUAGCGCGUGGUAUCCUGAAGGAGGAGGCCGCUAUGGAGGACAAUAACAAUCAUUACGGAGGACUGCGCGGUGGUAAACCCUCCACGUUGGUGCCGACGAAUCUGGCGUCAGCCACGCGCAUCAUCAAUUACCACUUGUUUGGAUCCCUCGGCGGGUCGAAGCAUUACACAGGAGCGAGCGCUGAGAGUAAGUUCUCGUUAUCGGCGGACUCCAUAGAUAGCGAUGGCACACCGUUUAUGGAUCGUCACCGGAUGUCGAAGUCGAUCCUGAAAAAAUCCGACAGCGGCAAUAAUUACUACAGCAAUACCGGCGAUUCGGAUACCGAGAAGCUGAUCACGGAUAGCGUGUCCACGACGAGUAUGUGUGACAACGAGACAGACGCGUGCGAUUCCAAUAUGACGGCCAAUACUCGCUCGUCGAAAAAACGCCCAGUGUCACCGUUACUCUCGCGACAGGUCCUCGAAUCGAUAUUCCGCACGAAUAAUAAUACCGAGAGAGAGUUCACGAGCAGUGAGGGUGACGGGAAAGCUAUAGUCGCGAGGACAUCGAAGAUUCUAUUCGACGACGUCGUGGAAGAGGAGAAACACGUUCGCAGCGAAGCGAUAGCGGAAAAACAGAACAAAGAAUCGGUCGAGCAACCGCGGAGGUCGAAGAUACGUAUGCAAGAAGAGUCGAAAGAAAGUCAGGCCACUACACUGAUAUUAUGUCCCCAUAAAACGAGGAAGUCGACGACGACGGAGGAGAAGAAGAAAGCCAACAAGUCGAGUGGAUAUGGUUGCGCAACUUACAAGAGCUCCGACGCAAAUUGUCUUCCUCAGGAAUACCGUUUCUCGUCGUAGCUGCUUCCCCUGCUUCUCAUGCUAUUAGACGCUACGUAUAGUCAUGUCAUCAUUAUCAUCAUCAUCAUUAUGAUUGUCGUCGUCGUCAUUCGACGAUCGCAGUCAAUGUACUUGCUCCCAAGGCCGUGUAAUGGCUAUAAUCAUCUGUGACAGGUGCCUGACAGUUUUGGAUAAGGGAGAGGAGGCAGCUGGAUGAAGAUUUCGUUCGUUUUCAUCUCGGAUGAGGUCAUCCAAUUGACGGUUCAAAUCGAUUUUUAUCAGCUCAUUUGGAACCACGUCUAUAAAAGCAAAAGUAUUUGGGAGCGCGCGACUGGACUGCAUCUUUUAUCAUUACAUUUUCAGCAUCGUAACUGAUGCAUGAAAUUCUUAUACGCUUACAAUUAGAUGCACGACUCAUGCCGUUAACCUGCCAUUUUUAACGACGAUGUAUAUCGCGUAUGCCUAAAUCAAAAUCGAUAUCUCUCUUCUCAUAAAGCUCAUGCGAUCGUUUUAGAAUGAUAGCAAGUGUCGCAUAGCGUUUUGCAUCCAGAGAUGCAGUCGCGGUAGCGAUUAUGUGUCUCCUAGACGAGGAAACGGAAUAUAGAACAAAGUAAAUCUUGUAGAUUUCGCAUCGUAGUCUUACCUGAACGAACAAGCGAGUUGUUUGUCUCAGUAGCUCGCUGCCGAGAUAACAUACGAAAGAUCUCGCAUCUCGAAUUAUAUUUAGCGAGUGUAACUGUCACUUUCACGCCGAAAAAUUCUCGCACUCGUGAUCGAUCGUUUUAUCCGUCGAGAUGCAUCUCGCGCCGGUUCUUUUGCAACAAUCUAAAUCGUGCGAUGAGCGCAACACUCUAGUCUAAUUUUAGAUGUUUAUCGAUGGAGUACAUAUCUGCAACAAGACACUUAUAGUAGUUUAUUGUUAUUAUAGUAGUCGUAGAGGUAAUAAGAGGGGCGACGAACAAACGUAUAUUAUUAAUGCCCUCGUGGCUCGUUGUUAUUGCGCCAAUAUUCUGUAAAAAUCGUGCGCCUCGAAUAUUUUCUACUUACAUUCGUAAAAAUCGCUUCCGCUGCAUACACAAUCCAUAUUCUGAAUGAUUGGUUCAAGUUGUCAAGCAUCUGCCUCUUCUUGUAGUUUUUAACGAUUAAGGCGAGAGCGAAUGGACUGUGAAGAGUGUGAGACACCAUCGUGCGAAAAACAGAUGAAUGAGAAAAAAUGUUGAGGGAAAUAAUUUCCAAAUCUCUUAAAGCAAUCAUAAGUGGUACAUACAUACAUACAUAACGACGUUCCAUUCCUCGAUACGCUUAUCCGUCAUGCUUAUAUUCUUGUAUAAAUUUGCGUGUGAUAUUUUUUUUCUGUGAUGAGUUACGUUCCCUUAUGUGUAACGUUAUAGAAAGAAACUAUUUAAGUAAUAGAAAAACCAUAUCUUUUUAGAUGUUAAUUAAAAGAAAACAAUUUAUAUUGAAUAUGUAUGCUUUUUCGUGUUCAUUAUUAAGAUAAUUUUAUCGAAUCGUUUUUUAGUAAAAUAAUAUAAUUGAAUAAUUUACUAAUAGCACGUAAUAGCAUACAAUUUCUGUUUCCUGCGCAAAUAUUUUUCAAAAACGAAUAGAAUACGGAAUGGAACACAAUAUAGGCUAUAUACAUAAUCUUAAUGAUGAUGUUCAAUUUAGAGCUUUGAAUUUCCGUAAGACUAGCUUUUUAAUAAGCUACAAAAGCUAGUGAUAAAUGAAAUGAAUUAUAUCUAACUUUUUAAUAUCUCGUAUAUUAUAAAAUGAUCUAAACUAUAUCAAUUUCAAAAUCUAUAUCCUAAGACAUUCGUGAAUAUAUUUCUCGAGAAAGAAGAAAACUUGUUCUCAGAAAAAUCGAGGUGUUUUAUCGAAGAGAGAAAUAACAAGAACACCGAAGCCUUUGAAGAGAAUAUGAUAAAUCUCUCUCUGAUCAGUCUCUGAUUAAAGCACACGAUUGUGCCAAGCAAGUGAGAUUCGCGAGACAAAACGCUCUUACCCUUUCACGAGCAUUCCGUACAUCGUUUAUGUACCUGUUAUUCAGAGUCGGAUACCUUACGCCGCUUAUAGAGAAUUUCUAAAUAAACGAAAUCGAUGUCUUCUGCGAGCUAACGUAGUCGAAUUUAAGAAGUUCCUAGAGACUGCGUAAAAGAGAAAAUGAGAGAGGAUGGUUUAUUAUUUAUUAUUGUAAUUGCAUUAGCGGCUAAAAAACAGCACCGUUUAGAGCAGUGAAAAUAGUACAAAGGAUGCCAUCUCGUAAAACGUGCGCGUUACGAGAAAAUCGACUCGACGAUUCUUUAUGUAAUCGCAUGAAAAUGCUAUUGUCUUCGUGUUUAAAUUAAGUUUAUGACAGUUACGAGUUGUCGACGCUUACUCAAGGAAUUUUAACUGACGUUUAUUUCGGACGAACAGGUGUGAUUCUGGCCACUUUGAAAAACCCCCACCGAAUUUUUCUUCGAGAUUUAUAAAGUCUAUUUAUUUUUUACUUCGACUUCUCUCUUCCAUUUUUCACGCUAGCUGUAACACAGCUGCAAUGAAUUAUCACAAUAAUGUCGAUAUAUGUUAAGUGCUAGCUAUCCGAUCGAUCGCGUAAAUUUUAUUUUUUCGAUCUUGUAAGGCCUAUUAGUUUUAAGGCUGAUAAAAAGUAUAUAAAAAUGAAUAAAGUUAUAACUUGCUAGUUUUUGUUCCUUAUA